This is a messenger RNA of Schistosoma rodhaini, 1677 nucleotides long. The record is from the annotation of a GenBank genome assembly. Lineage: Eukaryota; Metazoa; Platyhelminthes; Trematoda; Strigeidida; Schistosomatidae.
AUGUUUCUUUUUAAGAAUUAUGGUAUCCUAGGUAAACCAAUUGAUAAACGUCAAUAUGGAGGUAAUCGAUUAAAGUUUAUUCCGAUAUACGCUGAUAAUAUGCGAAGACAUCCAUUAUUUUCUCGAUUCAAGACAGAAGUGGUGGCAGUAGCUCUUGCCUUCUGGGAGAAAGCAUUAAGUGUAAGAAAACCACCGAACAGAAAGCUGCUAAUAGAAAGAGGAUGCGUUGAACCAUCUUACUUCAGAGAUAGAUCAACAGGCAAAUUAUUUUGCAAAUCACAAUGCAGACCAAGAGCUUUAUGCUAUGACCAUGAAGUUCCAAAUGAAUAUGCUUCCGGAUGUGCUGUAGGAACUGGGAGUGGAUAUAUCAGAGAUGUUUAUCAAGAUGGUUCAGGGUUUGCACCAAAUGAAUAUGUUCUCUUUAUCUCAAGUGAUAAUAAUAAAGGUUGCCUAUCUGGUAUAACAUUAGCUUAUGCUGGUCCAUGUGAAAUGCAUCCUACAACUGAUAGACCAAUUAUGGGAGCGAUCAAUUUCUGUCCACAAAAGAUGGAAAUAGAAGAACCUGGAAAAACUAUGUUGAUUGGUACAGCUAUUCAUGAAUUGGGUCAUGCUAUGGGAUUUUCAAGAUCGAAUUUCGCUUUGAUGAGGGAUCUAAGUGGCAAACCAUUAACACCAAGAGAUCCUAGAACAGGUAAACCAAAAUUGAAUCAUCAAAGGCAGUAUGAUGCAAGUGAAAAUACUGUUAAACGCAUCGUUCGUCCAUGGGUUACAGCGGUUGGAUCUUUUAUAAAACCUUUCUCAUCAUUUGUUACACCAAUGUUACUGAAUGAAGGACGAAAACAUUAUAACUGCCCUAACUUGGAUGGGAUCGAUUUAGAGAAUGAAGGUGGAGAAGGAACAGUUGGUUCACAUUUUGAAAAGCGAACAGUUGGUGAUGAAAUAAUGGCAGGUGUGACAGGAGUGAAAACUGUCGUUUCAAGAUUAACAUUAGCAUUCUUCCAAGAUUCUGGUUGGUGGGACGUCGAUUUUUCAGUUGCUGAAGACUGGAAUUAUGGGAAGAAUUUAGGCUGUACCUUUGUCAUGGAAAGCUGCUACGCAUACAUGCAUAAAAUGAAGCUAGCAAAGAAAGGCAUGGAACCUUACUGUGAUGAAGCGGAUUCUUUGAUGUGCUAUCAUCAUAAAGCUUUUGGGACUUGUGGCAUAGGACAAUAUAUGAAGUAUUUACAACCACAAGAACAAUAUUUCAAAGGUUCUCCUGAUGUUGGAGGUACCGGUGCAUUGGUAGAUAAAUGUCCUCUUAUUGAGCCAAUGAAAAAAUUUUUCCAAGAAGAAUUUAUGACCUACUGUGAUCAUAGUUUAAAUAAUCCAAUUGCACAAAAAGGAAAUUUCUUUGGUCAAACUUUCGGUAAUAAUUCAAUAUGUAUCAAUCAUAAAGGAACUUGGAAAGCUGAAUGGAAUGGAAAACUGACACAAGAUCCUCGAGUUAAAGCAACUUGUCAUCAGUACUUAUGUUCUGGUAGUGGCCAAGUCAUUGUUGAUGGUAAAAGAUUUUCAUGUUAUUCUGGUAUAGCCCAAAUAAAAACUAGUCGAAUUGAAGGAGAAGCAAUCUGCCCUAAUCGUAAUGAUGUUUGCAGAGUAAGGAUUAUUCAAAUUAUUUGCUAUGUUCAUCGAUCUUAA